Rodentolepis nana is the source of this 2139-nucleotide messenger RNA. The record is from the annotation of a GenBank genome assembly. Lineage: Eukaryota; Metazoa; Platyhelminthes; Cestoda; Cyclophyllidea; Hymenolepididae.
AUGACUGGAAGAUUAAUGGGCGCCAUUCCACAGAUUCCCCCUGCUCCGAUCACGUCUCAUCAAGAUCAAUCGAAUUUUAAACUUCCGGUGAGAGAGGAACAAAGCCAUCUUAUUACUCUUAUCAAUGAAAAUCAGAUUGUGGUCAUAGCUGGUCAUCAAGGUAGCGGAAAAUCUACUCAAAUACCUCAAAUAAUACUUGAAGAUCAUUACGCUCGAUCGCAACGCUGCCGUGUAAUCUGCACUCAACCACGCCGUCUGUUAGCUCACGCCAAUGCUGAUCGUGUGGCCCAUGAAAGGGGCGAAACCGUUGGCCAAUCAGUAGGCUAUCAAAUUCGACUUGAGUCCAAAGCUUCACCCAAAACGGUUCUCACGUUUUGUACCCAUGGUGUUUUACUACGGACAAUAUUUGCGGAUCCAAGUCUCCUUAAUGCCGUCACUCAUAUUAUUGUCGAUGAACUCGAAGAGACAGAUCUAUUUACAAGGAAAUUAGCUGAUAAUGGGAGAGAAAUUCAAUUACCAAUGAGUAUUGACACUAACAAGCAUACUUGCAACCUCCUACUAGGCAUUUUGCAAAGAAUUCUCCCACAGUAUUCUCAUCUCAAACUCGUAUUGGUGGUGAAUCUAAAUGCGGAUUCGGUCAUUUCUCCAAAUGUUCCUUUUACUUCCACUCCCACAAAUCAUGAAAUCUCUAGUGAGAAUAGCAAGUACAUGCACGUAAAAGAGCCAAUUCUUCAAACCGGCCUGCCUUUAUUUCCCGAGGAAUCUUCUAAUUUCCCUAGCUAUGCGGAAAAAUUUCUUAUCACUCCGCAAUACCAGAGCGCUGUGAUUUAUUCGUUGAAGACGGAACGAAAGUCGCAGGAGAUUUACUUUCUAGAGGAUAUUCUACGGUGGUUGGAUUUCUACACACCGGGAAUGGAGUCAUUGAAGCAAGUCAUCCAAAAUGAUACCCUGUGGGUUCAGAAAAUGUUCUAUUGGCUGACUGGCACACAAAUACCUCGCCAUGAUGUACAUGACGAUUCAGUAUUUGAGAAUAAUGAUCAGACGGAAUACAGGGAUAUCUUGAAUUCUUCCAACUUUCGAAACAUUGAUAAGCUUAUUUGGGCAUUAUGGGAGAAUCUAGUUCUUCGAAAUAUUAGCGUCUGCAGUAACCAGCAGGAUUCAGUUUUACAAAAGAAUAUACAACCACUUAUCUCAGAUUUACUUCAAUCGAUCUCUGUAGAAUGGAUCCCAGUUGACUACAGGCAUUCAGAGACGGGGAUAACCCCUUUAAUGCUCUUCUCUGCCGCCGGUCAGCAUGAAGUGGUGGAACGGCUGCUAAAUAUGGGAGCGGAUGUAUUUGAGCGCAUACCUCUGCCACUGGCUGCUUUGCCCCCGAGUCUUGUGACUCUCGGCACUGAUCAAGCUGCCCCGACAUAUAACACCCCUAAUCACAUUUCCGUAAUCGGCGCAAACGCUUACGACCUCGCACGUCUCUAUGGCCAUGCCCACAUGGCUGAAAUCCUCAAAUUACAUAUGGCUGCACGUUCGAUCGAUAAUCCAGUGGACGAUUGGGAAAGCAAUUUGCUUCGAUUCGGUUGUUGGUUCGCCAAUCCAAUACUCCAGACCCCAAGUCUCCUGCAUUCACCCCGAAAUUCAGAACUUGCACAAUCCUAUAAAAUCUGGGGAAAUUUUGAUUACAAUGAGGCGAAUAACCAUCGGCUUUAUCAAGUUGCUCGAAAUCUGUCCGGAUCUGAAUCUGCCAUUGAUUUCGAUCUUCUCACCCAAUUGAUUCUAAAAAUCGACUCAACUCUCCAACCUGGUGGAAUACUCGUUUUCAUGCCUUCCUAUGAAGCAAUAAUUACUCUAAAGGAAUUACUUACUACCUCAACUAGAGAUUCACUAAGAGCACAAAUUAGUGAGAAACCAAAGUGCUUUCAUUUAUUCAGCAAACUCCGAAUGGCUUCCCUAGAAAAUGUGGAGAAUCCAUAUCAUCAAACUUCUUGUUGUUCUAUGGAGGAAGUCUAUCUUCAGGCCAAAUUGCUGUGUGCACCUGGAGAAAAUCUGAGAACUUGCUUUUCAUCUCUGCCUCGUCUACCUGACCCUCGUGGGCUGGAGUGGAGUAUUAGAUACCUACAUGUAAAAAAUAGUUCAAAUGUCUAA